Messenger RNA from Penicillium macrosclerotiorum, 771 nucleotides. Its product is annotated as glycosyltransferase family 34 protein. Gene Ontology annotation, molecular function: glycosyltransferase activity. The coding region runs from base 1 to 771 and encodes 256 amino acids. The transcript has 2 exons. NCBI's taxonomy places the organism in Eukaryota, Fungi, Ascomycota, Eurotiomycetes, Eurotiales, Aspergillaceae. Gene Ontology annotation, cellular component: Golgi membrane. The record is from RefSeq and is a predicted model, not a curated record. Gene Ontology annotation, biological process: protein N-linked glycosylation.
AUGAUAUAUGGGGACUUCCCAAUCUAUGAAAAGGCACUAGUUUCUCAUGAAGAACAUGGCCGCCGGCUCAAUUAUCCGGUGUCUGUUCUUCGCGAUCCGAUCAUUGAUGGGGUAUGGAACAAGCCUCUCGCGAUCCUAUCAAUCAUACUCCGUGAAUUAGAGAAGCCCCUAGAUCAGCGAUUACAGUGGAUCUUUUGGUUUGAUAGCGAUACAGUUCUGAUGAAUCUGAACUUGCCUCUAGAGACCUUCAUUCCACCUCCAUAUCUAUCAGAAAUCCACAUAUUACUUUCCAAAGACUGGAACGGAAUAAAUAAUGGAAACUUCUUUAUCCGUGUGCACCCUUGGUCGGUCAAAUUACUCAAUGCCGUGAUCAGCUAUCCCUACCUACAUCAAAAUGCCAACCUUCCCUUUCGGGAUCAAUCUGCCCUGAGCAAUGUUAUCAACGAGAAUAAGUAUUUUACUCGAUCUGUUGCAUAUUGUCCAUCUCGGUGGUUCAAUCCGUAUAGAAGGUCAGAGAAUGGGGAGCUACCGAUAACUGAACACUUGAAUCCGGAUAUGCGAAUACACCCUGGAGACCUUCUCGUUCACUUCCCGGGGAUAUAUGGAGAAGCAUUGGAUAAGGGUAUGAAACCAUAUAUUGAUAUCUCCGCCGAAGAGAGACCAGAGUGGAACAAGGCCGUGGAAGAAACUGGUUACAUAGAGGAAACAUCCUCAUUCUGGGAGGAUUUUUGGCUUCCGCCUAUUGAGGAAGGAUAUCUUCCGCCUUCUUGA